This is a messenger RNA of Morone saxatilis (striped sea-bass), 2482 nucleotides long. Its product is annotated as zinc finger protein 501-like. NCBI's taxonomy places the organism in Eukaryota, Metazoa, Chordata, Actinopteri, Moronidae. Gene Ontology annotation, biological process: negative regulation of transcription by RNA polymerase II; regulation of cytokine production; regulation of immune system process. The transcript has 2 exons. The coding region runs from base 123 to 1382 and encodes 419 amino acids. The record is from RefSeq and is a predicted model, not a curated record.
GUAAACAACCCAGUCGCUAGCAGUGUUAUAUGGUGUUAGCAGCUUCGUGUCGGUGCUGACUGAGCUGCAGACUGUGUUGUUUCCGCAGUGCAGCUGAUGAGCUCCUUUGUAAUUGAACCACAAUGUCUUCAGUGGAGUGUCUGAGAGCGUUGGUGAAGCAGCGACUAACUGCGGCUGCUGAAGAGAUAUUCGGAGUUUUUACUAAAACUAUCGUCGAGUAUCAGGAAGAGAUCGACCGUCAGCGCAGACUGCUGGACCUCGUUUGGAAACCUCAAAUAAAGUUACACAGGAUAGAGCUCCCACAGCAACAUGUCUUUGUGGAAGAGGAGGUUCCUGCUGACCAGCAGCUCUUUAACCAGGAGAGGAGCACCAGUCCGAAUCCAGAGGACCCAGAGCCUCUACAGAUUAAAGAGGAAGAGGAGGAACUCUGCACCAGUCAGCAUGGAGAGCAGCUUGACCUAAAGCAGGAGACUGAUACCUUUAUGUUUACAUAUGAGGAAAGUGACCACAGUGAACCAGAACCAGAAAGAGACCACCAGCUCCUCUAUAACAACCCUCAUGUAGCUGAGAGCCGAGAUCAGAAAGAGGUCAAGCAUGAGGACUCAGGAUCAGAGCAGAACAGUCAACACGAAGGUCACUGUAGCAAUGUUUACAACCCUAACAUGUCAGGGAUCGGACAUAACACUCACACAGCUCAGAAUUCUUUCAAAUGUGACACUUGUGGAAAAGAGUUUAGGCAUAACUCAAAACUGCAGAGACACGCGAGAGUCCACACAGGGGAGAAGCCGUAUUCCUGCAAAACAUGUGGGAAAGAUUUCAGAUUCAGCAGCGGCUUAAAAGUCCACAUGAGAACGCACACAGGAGAGAAACCGUACCUUUGCAACACCUGUGGCAAAAGAUUCAGUGACAUGCCAGGAUUAAAAAAGCAUGUUAGAAUCCACACAGGAGAGAAACCGUACCUUUGCAACACCUGCGGGAAAAGGUUCGGUGACAUGCCUGCUUUGAAAAAGCACAUGAGAAUCCACACAGGUGAGAAGCCGUAUUCCUGCAAAACAUGUGGGAAAGAUUUCAGAUGUAGCGGUGACUUGAAAGUCCACAUGAGAACACACACAGAUGAGAAGCCGUAUCUUUGCAAGACCUGCGGGAAAGGAUUCGGUGAGCUGGCGGGAUUGAAAAGGCAUAUAAGAAUCCACACAGGAGAGAAGCCCUAUUCCUGCAAAACAUGUGGGAAAGAUUUCCGAUUUGGCAGUUACUUGACAGUCCACAUAAGAAGAGCCCACACUGGGGAGAGGCCGUACCUUUGCAAGAUCUGUGGGAAAAGAUACUUUGACGCGUCUCAUUUGGCAAAACAUAUAAGAACACACAGCAAAGUAGCUUUGUAGUUGUAAAAUAUGUGGCACACGAUUUAGUUCUAGUGUUUUGUGGACAAAACGCAGAAAAACCUCUUGUAGGUGAUUGUACGGUGCAAAACAUUUUACUCAAAUCACACUUAAAAAAAACAACAACCGGUGAUCAAUAUAAACGGGACGAGGGGGUCUCCUGUAUAGACGUGCCUGAGUGAAAUGGAGAGGACUACAGGACAUAACAAAAAAAUAGGACAUUAAAGUCCCCUGAAAUAAAUCUUCAUCCUUUUUUUAAAUAUAAAAAAAGUAUUUAUUUAUUGAAGUCUAGAUAGAUCGAUUAAUCGUUCGUCGAUUAUUUUGCAUUUUCGGCAUCGAUCUACCGAUGCUGUAGAACAAUGUUAGCGCUCUCCUUUGUGAGUUUUUGGGAAGGUGGUAAAAAAAAGUUAGUUUCCAGCCAUCUAUCCUGCUGUAAACCUUUGCUUAAAUUUCCUCGUCUUUUCUAAAUAUUAAGACUUUUCUCACGUCCUAAGUGAAAGCUAAUCUAAUCUAAACCCAUUACUGGCUAGUGUUUUAUAUAUAUAUUUAAAUAUAAAUAUGAUGUUAUAAUAAUGCAGCUGAAUGAGGUCGUUAGACAUACUAUAACCCCCGUUCUUCCUUAAAUACAUUCACAUUCUGUAAUCUAUGGCAUUAACCAAUGUAUUUUUCUGUUUCAUUAAUAAAAAUGUUAAUGUUAAUUUUAACAACAAGUUACUGGCUAAGAUAACUAAGUUUAUUGUGCAUGGAAUGAUACAUGACGUUUCUUUGUUUUAAUAUCAGCAUUACACAUCGGCCUUCAGUCACACUGCUCUCUAAAUAUCAGUGUCGGCCAUUGAAAAACCCAUAUCGGUCGAACACUAAAGUAUAAUUAGCCAUUUAUAUGUUUAUUGCCUCAUUUAUAUCAUAUUUAUGUAUUUCAUAGCCAUAUUUUGCGUUUGUUUGCAUUCAGCUCAAGCUCAACUUGCUGAUUUUAAAAGGUCCGUUUUGUAACAUUUAGGAGGAUCUGUCUGCAGAUAUUGAGCAUAAUAUUCAUAGGUAUGUUUUCAUUAUUGUAUAAUCACCUGAAAAAAAGAAUUGUGUUUUACAAUGAGCCGUUUUAUCUA